This is a messenger RNA of Pipistrellus nathusii (Nathusius's pipistrelle), 867 nucleotides long. The record is from the annotation of a GenBank genome assembly. Lineage: Eukaryota; Metazoa; Chordata; Mammalia; Chiroptera; Vespertilionidae.
AUGGCCCAGGAGAAGAUGGAGCUAGACCUGGAGCUGCCUCCGGGCGCGGGCGGGAGCCCGGCGGAGGGCGGCGGCGGCGGCGGCGGCGGCGGGGCCCUCCGCAGGUCUAAUAGCGCCCCUCUGAUCCACGGCCUCAGUGACACCUCGCCGGUGUUCCAGGCCGAGGCGCCGAGCGCCAGGCGCAACAGCACCACGUUCCCGAGCCGCCACGGCCUGCCGAUGCCAGCCUCCCCGGUCCGCAUGCACAGCAGCCGCCUGCACCAGAUCAAGCAGGAGGAGGGCAUGGACCUGAUCAACCGGGAGACCGUCCACGAGCGCGAGGUGCAGAACGCCAUGCAGAUCAGCCACUCCUGGGAGGAAAGUUUCAGCCUGAGUGACAACGACGUGGAGAAGUCCGCCUCCCCGAAGCGCAUCGACUUCAUCCCGGUGUCCCCGGCGCCGUCCCCCACCCGGGGGAUCGGGAAGCAGUGCUUCUCGCCGUCCUUGCAAAGUUUUGUGAGUAGCAACGGAUUGCCUCCAAGUCCGAUUCCCAGCCCGACGACCCGGUUUACGACCCGGAGGAGCCAGAGCCCCAUCAACUGCAUCAGACCAAGUGUUCUGGGACCCUUGAAAAGGAAAUGUGAAAUGGAAACUGACUAUCAGCCAAAGAGGUUCUUCCAGGGCAUCACCAACAUGCUCUCUUCUGACGUUGCACAGCUGUCAGAUCCCGGCGUGUGUGUCUCUUCUGAUGCCCUGGAUGGAAACAGCAGCAGCACUGGAUCUUCCUGUAACUCACCAGCGAAAGUCAGCACUACCACCGACUCUCCAGUGUCACCUGCCCAAGCGGCCUCUCCAUUUAUUCCAGUAGAUGAACUUUCAUCUAAGUGA